AUGGCUUCCAAGACUUUCGGCAGCUGCUGCUUCAAGACCACCUUACACGAAGGUACCCCUAUCGGGAAGCACGAGCAGCUUUUCGGCAGCAAGACCUACAUCGUGGGUGAAAACAAGGGCAAGAUUAUCGUUAUCCUCACCGAUGUCUUUGGCAAUUCCUACCUCAACAACAAGUUGAUUGCCGAUGAGUUAUCCAGAAACGGUUACUGUGUGGUGAUGCCUGAUCUUUUCGGCGGUGACGAUGCUGAUUUGACCCAGCCAAACGCCUUUGCGGCGCUCCAGCCAUGGUUGGCGAAGCACCAGAAACUCACUCCUGGCAUUGUGGAUUCGUUCUUGCAGCAACUCAGAGCCGAAUGGAAGCCAUCGUUUGUCGGUGGGAUUGGCCACUGCUACGGUGCCAAAUACGUUGUACAGCACAUGACCACCACCGGUGAGUUUGAUGCUGGUGCCCUUGCCCAUCCUACCAACAUCACUGUCGAAGAAGUUGAGGCCUGCGACAAGCCACUUUUGAUCAAUGCUGCCGAAACUGAUCGCAUUUUCCCGGAGGAGUUAAGAAGAAAGACCGAGGAUAUCUUGAAGGCCAACAAGAACGUCUAUGAAACGGUCAUCUUCGGUGGUGUCACGCACGGGUUUGCCGUCAGAUGCGACCCAUCCGUACCAGCUCAGAGAUACGCUAAGGAAAAGACCUUGUGUGACCAGGUCAUGUGGUUCAACAACUUUUCUGCUUAA
Messenger RNA from Babjeviella inositovora NRRL Y-12698, 729 nucleotides. RefSeq lists its product as uncharacterized. Bases 1 to 729 code for a protein of 242 amino acids. The transcript has a single exon. Gene Ontology annotation, molecular function: hydrolase activity. NCBI's taxonomy places the organism in Eukaryota, Fungi, Ascomycota, Pichiomycetes, Serinales. The record is from RefSeq and is a predicted model, not a curated record.